AUAAAUUUACGCUUCAAGCCUCAGCAAAUGGGGGAUCUUGACCUUCUACUUCAUCUAUUUCUUCUUCACUCUCACUUCUACUCCUCCUGCUACUACUACUGCUACUACCUGUUUUACUCCUUUUCUCUUAAGUUGAAUGGACUCCUUUCAUUUUCUUUUCGUUUUUCUUUUCCUACUUUCUCUUACUAUGCUUUAUGUUUCUGGGUUUCUUCAAUUUCUAUCUCCACCACUCAAAAAUUUAGUUCCUUAGUAGCUUUGGCAAAAAUCCCACCUCCUCUGCUUUCUUCUUCUUCAUGUGCUUUUUCUUGUUCUUGUUGAUGCCGUCCUUUGGUCUUUGAUUUUGUUGCUGUUUCUGUGACCGUUUCCCAUCAAUUUACUGCUUUUUAAUCAGGCCUCUGCUUCCCUGCUCUGGGAUUUUGAUCAACAAAAGGCUUGAAGCUGGUCGUUGGGUCUCUUUUCUUUGUAGGUUGAAUUUUUAUCUCAGAAAACUCCAACGCUUGGAAGGUGAUUGAUCAAUGUUCAAUCUAAAGGAAGAAGAAAGGGAUUACUUGUGCAAGAAUGAUUGCACAAGUUUUUGGGUUACUUCUCAAAGUGCCACCCCAUCUGAAAAGAUUAGGGUCGUCUCUGAGACCAAUCUGCGACUAGGACUGAAUAGCAAUGUAUAUUCUUCCAAAAAUGGCAAUUUGUCUGGUUCCCCGACUGUGGAACCUCAGGAUGCAGAUUACAAAAUUCCUCGGCUCAUUGAUGAGGUAGAGGAUUUGAUCUUGUCUAGAGUUCCUAGAUCAGACUAUGGCAACGUUUGUCUUGUCAGCAAGCGAUAUUUAUCACUUCUGAAAAGUGGGCAGCUCUUUAGGAUUAGAAACGAAAAUGGGUUGGCAGAGCCAUCUGUUUUUGUGUUGGCGAACAAUGAGACAAGUUGGUGGACAUUUGAUCGCAAAUUCAAGUCUGCGAGGAAGCUCCCCAUCUUACCAUCAACUGAUGGCUGCUUCAACAAUGGAGACAAGGAAUCCCUUUGCGCUGGAACUCACCUGCUUGUUUUAGGCAGAGAGUUGGAAGGUUCUGUUAUAUGGAGGUACCAAUUAGCUUCGAACAGGUGGUCCAAGGCUCCUUCCAUGAUCAACUCAAGGUGUAUGUUUGCAUCUGCCACAUGUGGCAACUUUGGAUACAUAGCUGGUGGCAAUGAUACAGAGACUUAUAGGGAAAUCUUGAACUCUGCUGAGAAAUACAACCCUGAAAGUGGAUCGUGGGAGCGCCUUCCUAAUAUGCACAAGAAGAGAAGGGCUAGCUCGGGUUGUUUCAUGGAUAACAAGUUCUUUGUUAUUGGAGGAAACAACAAGGAAGAAGGGAAUCUCAAAUGUGCUGAAGCCUUUGAUGUGAAGAAAAACACAUGGGAAUGGAUCCCAAACAUGUUGGAAAACCUUCCAGUGAUAGCAGCUCAAUCUCCUCCUCUUGUUGCGGUGGUGAACAACCAGCUCUACUAUCUCGAGCAUUCUAACAAUGAGCUGAUGGUUUACUUGAAGAAUACAAAGUCAUGGAAGAAUUUAGGAAGUGUCCCAGUUAGAGCUGAUUUGCGUAGAGGCUGGGGAGUAGCCUUUAAAUCACUUGGAAAUGAGCUACUUGUCAUUGGUGCUUCCACAAAUUCUAAUGCCAGCCAUUCUAUGACUGUAUACAGUUGCAGCCCUGAUCCAGAUGCUACACAAUUGCAUUGGAAUCCUCUUCAAUGUGGACUAAACGAGCUCAACCACUUCAUCAAGAAUUGUUCUGUCAUGAUCUUAUGAACCUGAGGUCUUAAACAAUAGUAUUCAAGUAUGUUAGGUGUGUUAUUAGUAGUAUCUGAAAAUAAAAGAUACAUUUGGAAUUCGGAGGUUUUUUUAAUCGAAGCUACUUUUGGAUGUUUAAACAAAUUGUUUAUCCUGGUGUAUCGAAUUAGCUGACUUAAAAUCUGUGAUGACAUUUGAUAAUGUAAGAGGAAGUUUACUUGUUUUUUAUCUUUCA
This is a messenger RNA of Ziziphus jujuba (common jujube), 1995 nucleotides long. RefSeq names its product F-box/kelch-repeat protein At3g27150. The record is from RefSeq and is a predicted model, not a curated record. The coding region runs from base 516 to 1778 and encodes 420 amino acids. Gene Ontology annotation, molecular function: protein binding. The transcript is spliced from 3 exons. Gene Ontology annotation, cellular component: cytosol. Lineage: Eukaryota; Viridiplantae; Streptophyta; Magnoliopsida; Rosales; Rhamnaceae.